AUGGAUCCCUUGGUUUGGCCAACAGGAACUAACAGCUUUCGACGUUUCACCCCUGAGUCCUUAGCAGCAAUUGAGGAAAGAAUUGCUGAGAAAAAAAAGCAGCAAGCCGCAGUUAACCAGAAGCAUAAGGAUCAACAAGUUGAAGAAGAAAAACUUAGUCCUCAGCUUGAUCUGAAAACCUACAAAAAACUGCCAUCUCUAUAUGGGGAUGUUCCUGUGGAACUCAUUGGGGAACCCUUGGAAGAUCUUGAUCCGUACUACAGUGAUCACAAGACUUUUAUGGUCAUAAAUAAAAGGAGGACUAUUUUCCGGUUUAGUGCCACACCUGCCUUGUGUAUAGUUGGCCCUUUUAAUCCAGUCAGAAAAAUGGCAAUUAAAGUUCUGACCCAUUCAUUAUUUGUUUGCUUUAUUACAUGUACUGUAAUACUCAAUUGUGCUUCCAUGGCUGUAAAUAGUUUUCCAGAAAAUCUCAACUGGACUGAAUAUAUUUUUACUGGCAUAUAUACUGGUGAAAUAUUAAUAAAAAUAUCAGCAAGAGGAUUUGUUUGGGAUGAAUUUACCUUUCUUCGAGAUCCAUGGAACUGCUUGGAUCUUGUCGUUAUUAUUGUAAUGUAUGUUACUAUGUGUAUCACCACGAGCAAGUUUUCAGCUCUUCGAACUUUCCGAGUACUGAGGACUUUGAAAGCUAUUUCAGUAAUACCAGGUCUGAAAGUCAUCGUAAAUUCACUUAUUGAAUCUGUGAAGAAACUUACUGAUGUCCUGAUCUUGACUGUUUCUUGCCUGAGUGUAUUUGCUCUAAUAGGCCUCCAGCUUUUUAUGGGAAAUUUAACAUCCAAAUGUGUCCUCAGUAACGUGACAUACAAUGAUUCACUGUGUAAGGAUGCCAAGAUAUAUGUACCAAAUAAUGGAGGUAAAAUUUAUUCUUUCUUUGAUAUCUGCUACAGAAUGAAUAAAUCUUCUGAAAUACUGCUCUGUGGGUUCAGCUCACAUCCUAAAAACGAGUGUCCAGAAAACUACAGCUGUGAGAAGAUUGGGAAGAAUCCUGACUUUGGUUACACAAGUUUUGAUCAUUUUGGCUGGGCCUUCCUUUCUUUAUUCCGUUUGAUGACACAGGAUUGCUGGGAGCGCCUCUACAGACAAACUAUCCGUACAUCUGGAAAGAACUACAUUUUGUUUUUUCUGGCAGUCAUCUUUUUAUGUGCAUUUUAUCUCUUCAACCUGAUCUUGGCUGUAGUAACUAUGGCAUAUGAAGAGCAAAAUAAAGCUACUCUCACUGAAACACAGACAAAGGAAAAAUUACUUCAGGAUGCCAAACAAAUUCUAGAGAAAGAAAAGAUGUUGGCUGCAGGAGAAAAUAAGGGUUUAAAUGUCAGUUCUGAAGCAUCAUUUGCUGAGUUGGAAAAUUCAAAAGAAAAAGAGAUGAAGCAAGAAAAACCUGUUUUAAGACAAAACUUAAUUUUAGGUGAUCGUGGCCAAGAGGAGCAUGUCUUUCAGUCGCAGCCUGGUCACUGCCAGAAGAAACUUAGGCAGAUACUGUUGUCCUAUGAAUUGUCAGUGGAAUCCAUUAGUGAUCCUUUUCGGAGACAGAGGUUAAUGAGUGCAGCCACUGUUAUUACAGAUAAUUUGGAACUGCAAGAGUCAAAACUGAAAUGCCCUUCAUUUUGGAAACGUUUUGCUCGGAAGUAUCUCAUUUGGAAUUGUUGUCCGUUCUGGAGAGCAGUCAAAGAGAAGGUGAAAUUGGUAAUUUUGGAUCCAUUUGUUGAUCUCCUAAUCAUGGUUUGCAUUAUUGUCAAUACCUUCUUCAUGGCUCUGGAGCACCCUGACCUGCAGUCUGAAUACAAAACCAUGAUUUAUAUAAGUGACAAGGUCUUCACCCUGAUUUUUACAGCAGAAAUGGUCUUGAAAAUCAUUGCUCUAGAUCCUUACAACUAUUUCCAGCAAAAAUGGAAUAUUUUUGACAGCAUAGUUGUUAUGAUUGGCCUAAUAAGCUUUCAAGAAAAUCUGUCAGCUUUCAGGCUGCUCAGGAUCUUCAAAUUGGCAAAGUCCUGGCCAGCAUUAAAUACUCUCAUGAAAAUAAUUCUAAACUCAGUUGGUGCUCUGGGUAACCUCACUCUGGUUUUGAUUAUCACUGUAUUUAUUUUUGCUGUAGUAGGAAAGCAGGUUUUGGGCACUUACUAUGACACUAAUCGCCUUAAAAUCAGCACUGAUGGGAAUUUACGCUGGCAUAUGAAAGAUUUUUGUCAUUCAUUCCUGAUUAUAUUCCGAAUAUUAUGUGGAGAAUGGAUUGAAACCAUGUGGGAAUGUAUGGAAGUGGCUGGAAAAGGGCUAUGUCUUCCCAUUUUCUUGCUAGUCCUGGUGAUAGGAAACCUGGUGGUUCUCAACCUAUUCAUUGCCUUGCUGCUGAGUUCCUUCAGUACUGACUCCUCGAUGGGACAAGAGGAACGUGGACAAAAGACCAAAUGUCAAAUUGCCAUUGCACGGAUUUACAAGGGCCUGCAGUCUGUGAAAGACAGAAUUUGCGAUCGUUGUGGCGAGAUAAUGAAACGGAGACACAAAACAACGGCCAAAAGGAAGACUUUGGUGAAGAUUAGUGUCAAAGACAUAGAAAGCAAUAACUAUGCCAUGACAGAGGUCAGAAAGGAGGUAGACAACAGUAGUUUUGACAUUGACUAUUGCAAUACUGAAGAGAGUUCCUCAAUAACAAGGAGAUACAGAGGAUUUUUAAGGAGUCGUAGUACGUGUGUUCCCAUUGAAGCCCCAGAGACGUGCACAGAUGAAGGUGAUGAUAAGCACAAUGCCUGCACAGAAACAGACUAUGGAAAACAGAAAUGUGAUUCUGGUAGCUAUUCUGAAGCCAGCACUGUGGAUCCAGUUAUUCUUCUGGAGGUGUUUUCCCAGCCAAAAAAGUCAUACCUACCUAAGGACUGUUUUGGAGAAAGUUGUGCUGAAUAUUUCCCAUGUUGUGCAGUGGAUGUCACUAAGUUUCCUGGCAGAACUUGGUGGAGAUUUAGAAAAACCUGCUACAGAAUCGUUAAACAUAGCUGGUUUGAAAAUUUUAUAAUUUUUAUGAUAAUAUUGAGCAGCGCAGCACUGACGUUUGAAGAUAUUCACCUGCAUAAGAGAGAAAGAGUGAGAAUUGUCCUAGAGUAUGCUGAUAGGAUAUUCACCUACAUCUUUUUGUUGGAGAUGCUUCUGAAAUGGGUAGCUUAUGGUUUGCGUAGUUAUUUCACAAAUGCCUGGUGUUGGCUUGACUUCAUCAUUGUAUGUGUAAGUAUCACUAUUGUUGAGGAUCAUGUUGGUUAUAAAAAGCUUUUUGAUGCCCUGAAGUCUCUCAGGACUCUUAGAGCACUGAGGCCUCUACGAGCUUUGUCAAGAUUUGAAGGAAUAAAGGUUGUUGUGAAUGCACUCUUGGGAGCUAUCCCCUCAAUCCUGAAUGUUCUGCUUGUGUGUAUUGUCUUCUGGCUCCUGUUUAACAUUGCAGGAGUAAAACUACUUGCAAAAAAAUUUUCAAAAUGUGUACUCCAGAAAGGAAAUAUUAAUCUAAUUAAUAACACUGAUGAUUGUGCUGCCUAUAAUGGAAGCUGGACAAACAGUGAUGUAAACUUUGAUAAUGUUGGGAUGGGGUACUUGGCUCUCCUCCAAGUGGCAACUUUUAAAGGUUGGAUGGAUAUUAUGUAUGCAGCAGUGGAUUCACGUGGGGUGGAUGAACAGCCAAAGUUUGAAGCAUUCUUAGCCAUGUAUAUGUAUUUUGUGAUUUUCAUUAUUUUUGGAUCUUUCUUCAUGCUGAACCUUUUCAUUGGAGUGGUUAUCAGCAAUUUUAACCAACAAAGGAAAAAGAUAAGUGGAAAAGAUCUGUUUUUGACUGAGGAACAGAAAAAAUACUAUAAUGCCCUAAAAAAACUUGGAUCCAAGAAACCUCAAAAACCCGUCCCAAGACCAUUGAAUGCAUUCCAAGGACUACUGUUUGAUAUAGUAUCACACAAAGCAUUUGACAUUACCAUUGUGAUCUUCAUCUGUCUAAACAUGCUUGUUAUGAUGGCAGAAACUAACCAGGAGAGCAUCAAGAAUGUUCUUAAUAAAAUCAACUAUUUUUUUGUGGCAGUAUUUACUGCAGAAUGUGUCAUCAAAAUGUUAGCCUUAAGGCAAUACUUCUUCACCAGUGGCUGGAACAUAUUUGAUUUAGCUGUUGUGGUCCUUUCACUAGUUAGUACUGGACUUUCUGAAGCCUUUCGAGCUUUCUUCUCUCCUACACUUUUAAGAAUUUUUCGUCUGGCACGAAUUGGCCGAAUCCUGAGGUUAAUUCGAAGAGCUAGAGGAAUCCGGACUCUCCUUUUCGCAUUACUGAUGUCUCUGCCUGCACUCUUCAACAUUGGCCUUUUGCUUUUCCUGGUUAUGUUCAUUUAUGCCAUUGUAGGCAUGGCAAACUUUGCCUGUGUUGGCUGGGAAGGUGGGAUCGACAACCUUUUCAACUUUCAAACCUUUGAUAGUAGCAUGCUCUGUCUCUUCCAAAUUACAACAUCAGCUGGCUGGGAUGGGCUUCUGGUCCCUGUGUUAAAAAGCUCUAAUUCAUGUGCUCCCAACUUAAAUUUAACAAAUGAACAGAGAAACAAUUGCACAAAUAAGGGGGUCGGCAUUUUAUUCUUUGUGAGCUACGUCAUCAUAUCAUUUCUCAUUGUUGUCAAUAUGUACAUAGCUGUCAUUUUAGAGAACUUCAGUGUUGCCACUGAAGAAAGCACAGAUCCUCUUUGUGAGGAUGACUUUGAUAUGUUUUAUGAGACCUGGGGAAAAUUUGAUCCUCAGGCAACACAGUUUAUUGAGUAUUCUGCUCUUCCAGACUUUGCAGACGCUCUGGCAGGACCCUUACGCAUUCCAAAGCCUAAUAAAAUUCAGCUCAUAUCCAUGGACCUACCUAUAGUUAGUGGAGAUAAGAUCCACUGCUUGGAUAUCUUGCUUGCCUUCACCAAAAGGGUCUUGGGAGAAUCUGGAGAUCUGGAUGGUCUUGAAUUACACAUGGAAGAAAAAUUUAUGGCUGCCAAUCUAUCUAAAGUUUCUUACAAGCCAAUUACCACUACCCUUAAAAGAAAACAAGAGGAGGUAUCAGCUCUUGUCAUUCAAAGGGCCUUCAGGAGGUAUUUGGUGCAGCGUUCCUUUAAAAAGAAAUCCUUCUUAUACCGUCAGAAACAUUAUAGCAGUGCUGUCUUUGAGGAAGAAACACGUGAGAGGGAAGGUCUUAUUGCAUCAAUGUCUAAUGAAAGUAAUGGGGGGAAGCUAGACAAAUCACGGACUAUGUCUUCCAUAUCUCUCCCUUUAUGUUAUGAUGGUAUUGCUGAAACAGAUAGUGAUAAUAACAUGGGCACAUAA
Molecule: messenger RNA, 5361 nt
Organism: Indicator indicator
Lineage: Eukaryota; Metazoa; Chordata; Aves; Piciformes; Indicatoridae
Product: sodium channel protein type 5 subunit alpha-like
Exons: 26
Coding region: 1-5361 (1786 amino acids)
Biological process (GO): sodium ion transmembrane transport; neuronal action potential; membrane depolarization during action potential
Cellular component (GO): voltage-gated sodium channel complex; axon; plasma membrane
Molecular function (GO): voltage-gated sodium channel activity; protein binding
Source: RefSeq, a predicted model, not a curated record